AUACCCACACACCGACCAUAUGUCUCCAAGAUGCAAGCACGGCGCAGGCCUUCCGUGACCUCGCGCCUCUCCUUUGCCAUCAGUACAGCCAGUAAUGCAGAGCGUGGAGAAUCCCUAGACGAGCCAAAUGUUGCUGCCGACCGUCAGAUCGAGGAGGAGAUCGCCGAGAUCAAGCGCUAUGAGGACUUCACGACCAUAGAUUGGGUGCAGGAUGCCGCGAGGGAGCGAUCACGACGCAAGGCCCGCAGGAAACACACAACCAACCUCUACGACACCGGCCAGGUCGACUGGCGCCACAAGGCUUAUGCUGCCUACGAGGCUGCGCAAGGAUGGAUUGUGGUGACCAUCAUCGGUGCCGCCAUCGGGCUCAACGCUGCCUUCUUGAACAUCAUUACUGAGUGGCUGUCGGAUAUCAAGAUGGGCCACUGCACAACCGCCUUCUACCUGAACGAGAAGUUUUGUUGCUGGGGCGAGGACAACGGCUGUCCAGCUUGGCACCGUUGGACGGGGUUUGAGCCUGCUAAUUACGUGAUUUAUAUUCUGUUUGCAACGACAUUUGCGUUUGUGUCGGCCACCUUGGUCAAGUGCUACGCUCCUUACGCUGCUGGCUCGGGCAUCUCCGAGAUCAAAUGCAUCAUAGCAGGUUUUGUGAUGAAGGGCUUCCUUGGGUUCUGGACGCUGAUCAUUAAGUCUGUCUGUCUGCCACUGGCCAUCGCCUCUGGUCUCUCUGUCGGAAAGGAAGGCCCCAGUGUGCACUACGCCGUCUGCACUGGAAACGUGAUAGGAAGGCUGUUCACCAAAUACAAGCGCAGUGCCUCCAAGAUGCGGGAGUUACUGAGCGCCUGCGCUGCCGCGGGCGUUGCUGUUGCUUUCGGCAGCCCCAUUGGCGGUGUCUUGUUCUCGCUGGAAGAGAUGAGCAACUACUUUCCCCUGAAGACUAUGUGGCGGAGUUACUUUUGUGCGCUUGUCGCGACUAUGGUCUUGGCUGCCAUGAAUCCUUUCAGAACUGGCCAGCUUGUCAUGUUCUCAGUUCACUACGAUCGGACGUGGCAUUUCUUCGAGAUCCCAUUCUACAUCCUCAUCGGCGUCUUUGGUGGUCUCUACGGCGCCUUCGUCAUCAAGUGGAACCUCCGCUACCAGGCCUUCCGCAAGAAGUAUUUGGCAAAGUACCCGGUUCUUGAAGCGACCCUACUCGCUACCGCAACUGCCUUGGUGUGCUACUGGAACGCCUUCCUGAGGAUCGACAUGACAGAGAGUAUGGAGAUUCUGUUCCUCGAAUGCGAAGGCACUGAGGACUAUCACGGGCUCUGCGACGCCCCAGACCGCCUCUGGAACAUCCUAUCCCUGACAUCGGCCACUCUGAUUCGCAUCUUCUUCGUCAUCAUCUCGUACGGCUGCAAAGUACCGGCCGGCAUAUUCGUGCCCUCAAUGGCCGUGGGCGCCACUUUCGGGCGAGCUGUCGGUAUCAUUGUGCAGGCUCUCCACGAUGCCCAUCCAAACAGCUCCUACUUUGCGGCCUGCGAGCCAGACGUCCCCUGCAUCACGCCGGGCACAUACGCCUUUCUUGGAGCCGCCGCGGCACUUGCUGGGAUCAUGCACAUUACCAUUUCGGUCGUGGUCAUCAUGUUCGAGCUCACCGGGGCCCUGAUAUACAUCUUACCGACCAUGGUCGUUGUAGGCGUCACAAAGUGGGUCAGCGAGCUAUUCGGGCGCGGAGGAAUCGCAGACCGCAUGAUCUGGUUCAGCGGAUUCCCAUUCCUAGACAACAAGGAGGAGUCCAAUCUAGGGGUGCCAGUCUCUCAGGCCAUGAUCGCAGACGUUGUCUCUAUACAAGCCACCGGCCUGACACUUGGGGAUGUCGAGCGCCUGCUGGCUGAGGACAAGUACCAGGGAUUCCCCAUUAUCGAGAACGACAAGACGCUGGUGGGAUACAUCGGACGCACAGAGCUGCGCUACGCGAUCAACAGGAUUAAGACGCAGCGGUCCUUGGCUCCCAGUGCGCGUUGCACAUUCUCGAGCUCUCGCGGUGUCGAGACCAACCCGCCCACGACCCCCUCCACGCCCCACAUCACCGUCCAGCUGGAUCCCAUGUUGUCGGCCUCGAUAGACUUCAGCCGUUUCGUGGACACUACACCGGUGACAGUGCACCCCCGCCUGCCGCUCGACACCGUGAUGGAGCUGUUCCGCAAGAUCGGUCCGCGGGUUGUCCUCAUCGAGUACCACGGCAAGCUCAACGGCCUCGUCACCGUCAAGGACUGCCUCAAGUAUCAGAUCAAGGAGGAGGCGGCCGAGAAUCCGCGUGACGACCAGGACGUCGUGCGCGCCCAGGAGAAGCUCUGGGGGUUGUUCCAGCAAGUCGCUAGCUGGGUGGCUGACAAGGUGUCGAGUGCCUCUGGAGGCCGGAUACGCUUGACAGGUCCCAGCGACAACCUCUCCAGCGGGCCUAUCAUGGAUGGGACCGAGCAGGUGGAGGAUGACGGCGUCGAGCUGGAGAAUAGAUAGGCAGAUCAGGAUAGACUCAGGAUAGACCUUCUUUUGUUUGCUAAGUUCGCGCGUGUUUGUAAUAUAUCACAACGAUGAAAUGAAGACCUGGACAUAC
Cryphonectria parasitica EP155 is the source of this 2599-nucleotide messenger RNA. RefSeq lists its product as uncharacterized. Lineage: Eukaryota; Fungi; Ascomycota; Sordariomycetes; Diaporthales; Cryphonectriaceae. The coding region runs from base 31 to 2502 and encodes 823 amino acids. Gene Ontology annotation, molecular function: voltage-gated chloride channel activity. Gene Ontology annotation, cellular component: endoplasmic reticulum; membrane; fungal-type vacuole. The transcript has 4 exons. The record is from RefSeq and is a predicted model, not a curated record. Gene Ontology annotation, biological process: intracellular iron ion homeostasis; transmembrane transport; chloride transport.